AAGAAAUUCUUUAGAAAUGGAACAUGAGUUAACACCGUCUAAGAAGGUCGCAGAAGGUAUUCUUGAAUUAAAUUUGACAAAAGAAGAACUGGAAGCAGCAAAAAAUGCGAAAGAAACGCUUAUUAAGCUAAAGAUCAAAGCUAGAAAAAACAAAAGUGACAUAAAUGGAUCAGAUCUAGAGGAGAAUGCUCUUAAUAUAAUGGAGGAAGAACCUUUAUUAAUGGAGAAUAAAAAACGAUUUGUUCUUUUCCCUAUUAAAUAUCACGAAAUUUGGCAAAUGUAUAAAAAAGCAGAAGCAUCUUUUUGGACAACAGAAGAAAUAGAUCUUUCAAAGGAUCUACAUGACUGGGAUAAAAAAUUGAAUGAUGAUGAGCGGUUUUUCAUUUCUCAUGUCCUUGCUUUCUUUGCAGCAUCAGAUGGGAUUGUGAAUGAGAAUCUUUUGGAACGCUUCAGUAAUGAAGUGCAAGUUCCGGAAGCACGUUGUUUCUAUGGAUUCCAGAUUAUGAUGGAAAACAUUCAUUCUGAAACGUAUUCACUCUUAAUUGAAACGUAUAUUAGAGACCCGGGCCAAAAAAAGUUUCUUUUUGAUGCAAUUGAAACAAUUCCAAGUAUAAAAUUAAAAGCAGAUUGGGCACUUCGAUGGAUUGCAGAUGAACAUUCAACCUUUGCAGAACGUUUAGUGGCGUUUGCUGCAGUAGAAGGCAUUUUUUUUAGUGGUUCUUUUGCAUCCAUUUUCUGGCUUAAGAAACGUGGAUUAAUGCCUGGAUUAACCUUUUCAAACGAGCUUAUUUCACGUGAUGAAGGUCUUCACACGGAUUUUGCAUGUUUGCUUUUCAGUCAUCUUCGCAAACGACCAUCAAAAGAAACAAUUCAAGCUAUUAUUGUAGAGGCUGUUAGUAUUGAGCAAGACUUCCUUACGUCUUCUCUGCCUUGCCCUUUACUUGGAAUUAAUGCCAGGCUUAUGAAACAGUAUAUUGAGUUUGUUGCUGAUAGACUUUUGGUUGCACUUGGCAAUAAUAAAUAUUACAAUGUUACAAACCCUUUUGACUUUAUGGAAAACAUUUCAUUACAAGGUAAAACAAACUUCUUUGAAAAACGGGUAUCCGAUUACCAGAAAUCCGGAGUUAUGGCUAGCAUUAAAAAACAGAGUGAUUUCGAACUUAUUGAUGGUCAUGUUUUUUCAGUUGAUGAGGAAUUCUAAUACAUCAUCUUUUAAUUGUUAGG
Pneumocystis murina B123 is the source of this 1224-nucleotide messenger RNA. RefSeq names its product ribonucleoside-diphosphate reductase small chain. Gene Ontology annotation, molecular function: oxidoreductase activity. NCBI's taxonomy places the organism in Eukaryota, Fungi, Ascomycota, Pneumocystomycetes, Pneumocystales, Pneumocystaceae. The record is from RefSeq and is a predicted model, not a curated record. Gene Ontology annotation, biological process: deoxyribonucleotide biosynthetic process. The transcript has 5 exons. The coding region runs from base 17 to 1201 and encodes 394 amino acids.